AUACGUGUAAAAACAAUAAUGGCAAUGAAUGCUCAAAAACAACCAAGCAAAUUCAUUAAACCUUCGGUCCCAACCCCUUCAAACCUUAAACACUACAAGAUAGGCUUCAUCGAUGAACUUGCUCCAUUCAUGGAUGUGGCGAUCGUUCUUUUUUUCACCAAAAAUACCAAUGACAACUCAAAGUUUGGUGAUCAACUAGAAAAAUCCCUAGAAAAAACCUUGACACGAUUAUACCCUCUCGCCGGCAGAUUUGUUGAAGAAAGUCAAACCAUUGACUGUAACGACGAAGGUGUUGAGUUCAUACAAGCCAAAGUUAACAUCAAACUUGAAGACAUUCUUGGGCUUGAGGUAAAUGCUAGGUCGAUUAAAGAACUUCUUCCAUUGAAAACAAUACCUCAUGACAAUGUUCUUACAAUUCAAUUAACCACCUUUGAGUGUGGAGGUGUGGCACUUGGUGUAAGUGCUACACAUAAGGUUGUUGAUACAUCGACGCUAUGCACAUUUGUAAAUGAAUGGGCUGCUAUGAACCGCGAAGAAAAUGAUAUCAAAUUCACAACGCCAGGUUUCAUUUCAUCCUCCUUGUUUCCUGCCUGUGGUGUUCGUCCCAUUUUAAUACCAUUUAUUACCGACGAAGACUUGUUAAGCAAAUAUACAUUGAAGAAACUUUCAUUCAGUGAGAGUGAUAUAUCCAACAUGAAAGCAAAGGCAAUUACAAAUGCACGAAUAUCGAAGGCGAUAAAUCUAAGGGAAAAAAUGGCUUCUCCAGUGCCCAAAAAUUCUUGUGGGAAUCUUUGGGGAUUUUGUUCAACGGUUCUUGAAACAAACCAAGGAUUGGAAAAUCUUUUGAAUUACUCUGUCAAGAAAACUAUAGACGAAUACUCAAAGGUACACCAUGAUAGUGAACAAGGGCAAAUGAUUGUUUUGAAUUCUAUUUUAAAUGUAACCAACACUCCAUUGUCAACAAACCUGAUUCUUUCAACUAGCUGGUGUAAGUUCCCUUUUUAUGAAGCUGACUUUGGUUUCGGAAAGCCCAUUUGGGCGGUUCCUUGGACGACGCCUAUGAAAAAUGCAAUGCUUUUGAUCGACAAUGCGAAAGGUAAUGGAGUGGAUGCAUACAUCUUUCUAGAAGUUAAAGACGCCCCUUAUUUCAAAGAAGGUCUAGAUGUAAAUGUUUUUUAAUGCUAGAAUCAAUUUGUAUUGUCUACUUAUCAUCCGGUCGAAUUAUCGCUUCAGGUCUUAAUGUUCUUGUUUGUUGUCAUGUGUUUUUAUGUACUUGUUUGUUGUCAUGUGUUUUUAUGUACUUGUUUGUUGCCAUGUAUUUUAAUGUACUUAUUUGUUUACUUU
Molecule: messenger RNA, 1344 nt
Organism: Helianthus annuus (common sunflower)
Lineage: Eukaryota; Viridiplantae; Streptophyta; Magnoliopsida; Asterales; Asteraceae
Product: pelargonidin 3-O-(6-caffeoylglucoside) 5-O-(6-O-malonylglucoside) 4'''-malonyltransferase
Exons: 2
Coding region: 19-1179 (386 amino acids)
Source: RefSeq, a predicted model, not a curated record